This is a messenger RNA of Bactrocera latifrons, 11704 nucleotides long. RefSeq names its product mucin-5AC (gene Su(var)2-HP2). The record is from RefSeq and is a predicted model, not a curated record. The coding region runs from base 308 to 11080 and encodes 3590 amino acids. The transcript is spliced from 16 exons. NCBI's taxonomy places the organism in Eukaryota, Metazoa, Arthropoda, Insecta, Diptera, Tephritidae.
GUUUGUGGAUGUACGCGCGCGGUACCGCUUGUUCUUUUUGUGAGUUUCGCAGAUUUAUAAAGAGAUUAUUUUCAGUGCAAAUAUCUACAUUAAUGUGACAAUUUAAAGUGUUUAAAUGCUAAUUUUUACUGAAUAUUGAACAGACAGUGUACAGUGCAGAAGAACUAAAUAUUAUAUCUACAUAAUAACUCCUUAACGGGGAGUUUUUAUAAGAUUUCCUUUAGUGUAAUAUAAAUGCAGGCAGCAAUGGCGUAAGGGUGAAUGCAAAAAAAGAAUAAACAUUUUGCUGACAAAUAUAUAUUUAAAAAUGGACGAAAUUGAAUACCUGGAAGAGUACGAAGAUUUAAUUCUACCAACAAUGAGUACUCAAACUGCAACUACUAAAGGUCGUAACAGGACUAAUCUUGUUACUAUGCCAGAUGAUGAGGACUCUUCUUCUAUAGAUCAAGAUAUUUUCGACAGUUUAUUCGAUGAUAACUCGGACGACGAGUCUGUAAUGCAUAAAAAAGGGCCUGCAAAACUGAGUCAGCGUAGUGAACACAGUUCACGAUAUUCUCGCGUUUCCAUGGACUCGCUCGAUAUGCUUGUAAAAGAAUUAGGUGAGCCAUUCAAUCCAAAUACAGAUGGUUCGAAAUCGACCAAUAAACCCCAACCUAAACAAAGCAAUGUUAAGGUUACUCAACCCAACAAAACAGUACAAAAAUCUACAACCACAACUACAAUGACAAAAGGUACCAACUCACCAACGCCUGCAUCUAGUGUGAGUAUGAAAACCAACAAAACAGAAGCAGCUAAAACAAUUGUGGAACGCAAUAACAAAACUAAAUCCGUGGCUACGGUAAGGCCAACAGUGCAACAGAAUCAGGGCCAAGCAUCAGCGUCAACAAAGAUAAUAAAUUCAAAUGAUAACGCGUUGCCAACAACACGCAUAUUACAAAGCAAUAGAAGUUGUGGUAUUCAAAAUGCGAAAAUAACUAGUGGUUCCACAAAUUCAGCUAAGGGAGCCUCGCCCACUCCGUCAACAUCGCGUAAACAAAUUUCAGCUGCUACUUCAACAACCAGCAGUAACAGUAAUUCGCUUAACAGUAGCAAGCAUAACACGCCAAUUACAGGGUCUAAGCGAAUUAUUGAACGUUCGCAGACAACCAUUAUAAAACCUGAAAAACCACAGAUUAAAGAUCCCGCAGAAGAUCCUUUAAGUUUGGAAAAUAUUGAAAAUGAAUCGGACAGCGAUACUGAUUCGUUUAUAUACUCCGAUGUAUCUGCUGAUACAUUCGUUACAUUGAGUGAUGUGGACUAUGAUGAACGGCAUAUUAUUGAAUUGUCUAACGACUCCAACUAUGAACGUGCUAAUCUAGACAAAAUACGUGGGUCAACGCCUUCCCCCACAGUUUCUGAUGAUUAUAAAAGUGAUAAGGAGGAUACCCAGACAAAAAUGACGUCGAAAUUUGAGGAAAAUUCUAAGGAGGGCUCUGUAUUGGAAAGAAAUGCAAAUGUUACGUCGAAAUUUCGAGUACGACAAUAUGUUGACGCCGAGGUAACAACAAGUCGUCAACGAAAACAAGAAACGCCUAGUAUUUCGAAUGAUAAAUUGUCGAAUGCGGAAAUAAAUUCAACAUCAAAGGAUACGCUAUUGGAGCGUAUAGAUACUGUGCUAUCCGUAGGAAAUGAUAAAGCAGAGGAGCUUAAAUUUAAUGCGAAACAUAUUGAUAAAGUCGAAUCUGAAGUUGAAGUUGUAAUUGAUAGUACAGAUGAGGCCAAAGAUAAGAAAACGGAUAAUAUGCCAGAAAGUGCAAAAGCUUGUGAUCACGUGGAUGACAUGCCAAUUGUAAAGCCAGGAGUAAUUCAAGAGCCAUUCACAACUGAAACAAUGGAAAUCGAUAUGGGAGAAAUUGUGGAGGAAGACGUUGAAAAAGAAAAAAAUAAUUUGAAGGAUAAAAUUAAGGAAAAUACUGUUGAAGAAAGUAAAGAAAUGCCAGAUUAUGAUAGAACUCCUAAUGACGCAAUAAGGGUUACAACAAAUAAAAAAGUUGAUGAUGUAAUACAGAACUUGCCAACUACUGAAAAUAUUGAUGCAUCUGUGCACCAACUAGAAGUCAUAAGUGAGCAGGUUGUCGAAACAGUGGAGAGCGCUGAGACAAACGAAACCUUAAAUACAAAACAAAAUGACACAGAGUGCACUACAAAUGUGUGCAACGAAAGAGAAGUGAGCGAAAGAAAUGCUAAUGAACUACAAGAAGCGGCAGUUGCAGUAGAAAGUGUAACUAAUAAAACUCCAAAUAUUUGUAAUGAAGAUCAAGUGGGAAAUGUAGAGGCAGAAGUAGCUCCUAAAAACAUGGCAGAUGAAAGCAAUAGCAAUAGUGCGAUAAAAACAGAUGGCGAAAAUGUUGAAAGCCAAGGUGACGUAAACAAAAUAGAAAAGGAUGAUACCAAAGCGCAUGCCGAAAAAGACAUCGAUCAAGAAAAUUUCGGGCUGAACACGGGAGAGGAAACAAAUGCAGAGUUGCAAUUGAAGAAAUACGAAGAACAAAAUAAAAUAAUAGCAACAUAUGCUACGAAACAAAUUGAGGAGACUGAAAAUAGCAAAAAGGAUGAAAUUAAAAAUGAAAGCUCGUCAGAAAAUUUAAAAUCACAAAAGGAGAAUGAGGAAGACUGUGCGAUCAGUUCGAAAAAUGCCAAAGCAUCGCAAGAAACUGUUAAGAAAAUCCGUGGAACGGAUAAACAACGCGUGAGCCUAAGGCGUUCAGAGACACCCGUGAGUACCAAAUUUACGGAAAGUAAAUCGCAGAUUGUUGCCAAGAAACCAACCGAGAAAGAAUCUAAAUCUACCAAUGAUAUGAAGAAAGCUGCAUCAAAAGCUAGUGCUGAAGCAGAUGUAGAAAAAGUGGUGGAUGAUGUUUAUAUAUCGGACGGAAAGAAGGAUGCAACGGUUGUAUCUAAAGAUGGCAAAUCGAAUGAAGAUAUCGAAAGUGUCAAUAUGAAAGAAGUAGGAAAAAGGUCACAAUCCAGCAGGAACAAAAGUAAUACACAAAAAACGUAUAGCAAAAUUGAUGACAGCAAGAGUAUUAGUAAAUCCAAUAUGGAGACGGAUAAGACAAGUUCUGAAAUACAAUACAGGAAGUCUAGAUACGAUAAAAAGGAAGAGGUUUUACGAGCAGUUUCGAAUAGUGAACGUAGCGACGUAGCGGAACCACAAUCUGUAGAUGGAAAGCAGGAAGUUCGUGAGACAGAAUAUAGCAGCACAGUAAAAGAUGUAGAUGAAAGGAAACUCAUAAAAGAAGUAAUAGCAGAGACACAACCUAAACCCGAAGAUAUGAUGCGCUUAGAAAAGUGCAAAACGCCUGAAUUGACACCAAGACACGAUAGAAGAGUGCGUGGACUAGUGGUCUCCUUGAAGAAGACCGAUUUAUCAAAAGUUCUUAAUGAAAAACUUUUACGAAAAAUAAACACCCAAGCAAAAGGUGAAAUGCCAACUGAUGUAAAGGAGAGUGAAACAGCAGCCGACGGCAACAUAGAAAAAGCCAAAAUAGACUCGAAAGAGCAAGAAAUGCCGACGGUUACAAUAAAAAGUAGAUCGAAGGAGGAUAUGUCUUCAGAUAUAAAGAAAAAGGAUUCUUCCGUUGAAAAAUCAACAGAAGUAGGAAACAAAGAUUUAAAAGUCGAAAAUACUACAGAGAAAGCAAAAGAAGAUACUAAACACGAUAAUCUUAAAGAUAAAGCUGAUAUAUGUAGGAGGGAUGAAAAAUCGGGCGAGAGCUCAAAGAGGUACUCUAAAUAUGAAACACCUAGCAGUAAAAGCAGGCGAGAGCGAAGUACUGAUAAAUCUGUAGAAAAAGUAAGUGAGUAUUCGAAAUCCAUGAAAGUUGAGGAUAAAGCAGAACAUUCAUCGAAAGAAAUCUGUAAUAAAGCAACAAAUAAGGAUUCAAGAUUAGAAAAAUUUGCAGAUGAUACAAAAAGAUAUUCAAGGGGUGAAAAAAUUCCUGAAAGGUCAAAGAGAGAAUCAAAAUAUGAGAGGUCUACGGAGAGAGCAAAGAAGGAAUCAAAGGAAGAAAACCCUUCAGAAAAAUUAAAGACUGAUUCUAAAGAUUCUACAGAUAGAACAAAGAAAACUUCGAAAGAGGGAAAGUCGAUGAGUGAUGGCAAGUAUGAAACAGAAAUGAAGGAAUCAAAAGACAAACCUGAGUAUAAAAUGAGGGGAGACUCAAAAGAAGAAAGAUCAAAAGGUUCUUCCAAAAGGUCUACAGAGAGAGCUAAGGAGGGUUCAAACGAAGUAAAAUCUGCUGAAAAAACAAAGACUAAUUCAAGAGAGUCUAUGGAGAAGAAGGCUCCAAAAGAAGAGAAAUUUUAUGAAAAAUCUAAAAAAGACUCAACAGAAAUAUUUGAUGACAAAUGUCAAAGAGACUCGACAGACGAAAAAAGUGUCGAAAAAAUUAAGGGUGAAUCAAAAGACUUUACACAUAGGACAAAUAAAGACACAGAUGAGGCAAAAUCAACGCGCCUUUCAAGAUGUGAUAAAUCUAUAGAGCGUUCAAAGAAGGACUCAAAGGACGAAAAAUCUGAGAUAAAUCUAAAUAAAGUUUCAAACCAGAAAACACCAUCUGCAGAAGCUAAGAUGGAAUCAAAGCAUGAAAAGUCCGCGGAUAGAUCCAGGAAAAAUUCAAAGGAAGAAAAAGUAAGGGGUGAUUCUAUAGAGCGCUCAAAGAAGGACGAAAAAUCUAAAAUAUAUGCAACUAAAGUUCCAAAUGAGAAAAAAACAUCAGAAGAAGCUAAGAUUGAAUCAAAACAUGAAAAGUUCGCCGAUAGAUCCAGGAGAGUUUCAAAGGAGGAAAAAGUAAGGGGUGUUUCGAAAGAGGAAAAAACUUCAGCGUCAACAAGAGUUGAUUAUAAAGAAACAAAAAAAUCGGAGCAAUCAAAGUGUCAUUCAAAACAAGAAAAAUGUACAGACAAAGAAAAGAAAGACUCAAAAAGUAAAGAAUCUGAAACAAAGGCUGCAAUUUUUUCGAAGGAAGAUAAACCUAUAGAUAAAACAAUUGAAGAUUUAGAAAAAACCCAAGAGGUAAAAGCAAAGUCAGAAGAUGACAAAAUUACCGAUUAUCGGCAGUUAAAAUGGAAAACUGAGAAAUACACACGGAAAACGAAAUCUCCUAAAGAUACUCAGACAGUGUCAGAUAGUGAACUGAACGUUGAAAAGGAAUCUAAAAAUGGGACUUGUGAAGCAAAGCAAUCUACCGUACUAACUGUAAUGCAAACCGAAACAAGCGAUAAGAAAACUAUAAGGCAAAAUUCGGCACUCUCUGAUGAGUUAAACAUGGAAUCAAAUGCAGACUCCACAGAAACUGAAACUACUCAAAAUUGCGAAGAGAGCGAAAGCAGAUUAAUAGAUUCCACUGUUGAGAGUCGAAAAGAAGAUAUAGAAGUGACAGAAGAAAAGGGCGAUGCUAACGAUAAUGUAAAUACUAGUAAAGUUGAGCAGAACGAUAAUAAAGGUCACACAAUGAGUGAAAACGUCGAUAACACUCAAAACGAGCGCUGCGAAUCUCAAAAACCCAAAGAAAGCAAGCAUGAAUAUCAAGUAAAUAAAGAUACAAAACAAACUACUCUUAGUACAAAGAAAGCUGAAAAGGAAACAGCUAUUAUCGGAAGCACUGAAAAAGCUGAAUUAAUAACAGCUGCUACUGAAAACACUGAUAAAUCUAAGACAGAUGGAGUUGUUGCAAAUAGCGUUAGCGAAAAAUAUGCUUCGAGAAGAGGGAAGUUCUAUAAAACACGAGAUAAAAAAGCUGAGCUUAAAAACGAAGAAGAGUCUGCUGAAAAAGACGGACCGGAAGCUAAAGCUGACAUCAAAAACGAAGAAGAGUCUGCUGAAAAGGGUCCGGAAGCUAAAACAGUUGCAGAAAAUUCAGAGGGUACACUUCAAAAGAAAGUUGAAAAAGAAAAGGAACACAAAACUGCACAAAAGCAAGAAGAGAACAAAACGGAAAUUGUAGAAAGCAAUGAUGUAGGUAAAGUGGAAACUACAAAUGUUGCCGAACGCGACCAAAAGGUAUUGCAAGCAACAAAAGUUGACGAAAAUGCCACGAAAAAACGAGCUAAAUCCCGAAGAGUUGCUGAAAACACACACAAACGAGAGAUUACGAAUAUGGAAGUUGAAGUAGAAGAAGAAAUAACAAAAAAUGAACGAAAGAUGAAUGAUACUACAAUAGAGAAUAAAAAUGUAGCUGAAUCCCCAGAUAGCAAAGCAGCACCAAAAGUUGUGGGUAGUGCCGAUAAAUUACUAAAUCCAAAUGAUACGCAAACGGUUGACGAAAGUGCGAACGAGAAUUUAAAUAAAGAAGUAGAAGAUGCAGCGCUGAAUGCCGACGAAAUUGAACAUAACCAAGCUAAAGCUGGAACAUUAAAGGAAACCGUAAACACAACGUUAGAUGUGAAUGCAAAAACUCAAACAGCAGAUAAAAAUGCAAAUAAGAAUGUCGAUGCUGAAUCUGUUAACACGACUGAGAAAAAUUAUUCAAGUCAAACUCAUGGAGAUAAUAACGUAGCAAAUAAGGACGUAACGACAGAGCACGAGGGCAACACAGAAAAUACAGAUCAAUCAAGUAAGCAAGAGUUUUCUACGCAACAAACACCAACAACGAAGGAGAAAGGUGCUGUGGAAAGUGAGAAGGAAUCAGCAACUGGAAGUGGCGGUAGCAGAACCACGAAACAUAAUCGUAUACGCAAUAAUGCAGAUAUAAAAAUAAUUUCUCAAUCGCCACAACUGCAGUCGGCUGACGAGGACGAGCAUGAGGGCGCGACCCGUCGUUCAAUGCGCACGCGCGCUGCCGAUCAUUCGACUAGCAUUAAAAACGAUACUCACAAGAAAUGUGUUAAAGCUACUGCAAAUCAAACGCCAAUUUCGGCAAAUGUUACACAAAAGCUGCAAAAAGAGCAACCGAAUAGCAGUCGAAAUGCUACAGCGACGCCAACCACGAAUUUGACACGCAAGCGCAUGCGUGAUCUCACGCCAAACACAUUAGACGAAAAUAACGAUUUUUCAUUAGAACAAGAAAAGUCGCUGAGCAAAAAAUUAAAAUGGGAGUCGGUACGAAAAUCUUCACGCAUACACCACGAUGACGUUGACACCAGCGAAGGUGAACCUGAUGCCGCUGCGCUUGCCCAACGAGGCGUCAAAUCCUUUAGCGCAAAGGAAAGUCCAGCAAGCAUGAGCGCACAAGAGAAGCAAGGCAAAUCAACGAAAAGUGGCAAGAGUAUAAGUGAGAGUGCAACCAAUGUGGCAACAAAGCAUAGCACUGUCUCCGAAGUUAAGCAAUCGCUAACCGGCGAUAACCUAAAAACUUCUAAAACGCGCGAAAAAGCAAUUAACACCAGUCAAAACGCUAAUAAAACUCACACGCCGGAAAUGAAACGUAAGCAGGAAUAUGAAAAGUUACCAACCACAACAACAUCGACCGAGCCGGGCAAGAAGCGUAGAGCUGAUUUGGAAAAUGCACAACAGUCAGCCAAGAAGUUAGCACGUGCAAAUGAUGAGACCACACAGCAACAAAAGAACACAAUGUCUAAAAGCGCAGUUAAACAAGCACCGUCCACCUCGACUGGCACGCCUACGGCUGUAACACUGUCAAUGGCAACAGAAGACACUGAUCCAUUGCAAUUGCCGGUGAAACGCUUUAAACGAUUACAAGCCAUCGAUGGUUAUGAUACAUUAAAUAUAAGCGAGGAGCGCAAAGAAAUUAAAGCAGAAGAGUUGGACCACAAAAAUGUAACAUCAAAACGUAAAUCAUUGCGCGCGGCAGGGCCAACUGAUAGCACCAAAACGGCUGAAACAGCACAUAAGUCAACACCAAAACAACAAAUUCAACAGCAACAGCAGCAACAAAGAGCUGUACCAGCAAAGCAAGUAGAAGCCACAACUACUGUGUCGCUUAAGGACAGGAAGAUUGCUGUACCCAACCGGACCGGCGAAGAUGCAAUGAGCAGUUCAAGCAAAUCACCCACAAAAUCACCUGGUUCUAAGGUAAUCACUUUCAAAGAGUGGUUAGAGCAACAGAAGAAAAAUACCUCUGAAGACGGUGGUGAAGAAGUGCUCUUUGAGCCCGAUGAAAGUGCCAUACGUAUGGAUAAUGUUGCGACUGCCACAACGGCGGAGCCGAACCGCGGCAAUCUAAGCUCCAGCGAAGUAAGGACUGUUGCCGAACAGAAACCAAAUGAGACAACAGUGGUGCAAACCGUAUCCACUGAGGUCAGCGCUAGUAAAAGUUCAACCAAGAAAACGAAUGUACGUGAUGCCAAUAAAAGAAAGAGGCAGACAGAGGCGGCUUCCAAUGAAACGAAAGAAGGUGUUGCAAAUGAAUUGCCCAAACAGACGCCACCCGCUGCAAAGCAUGGGCGCAUUGAAAAAGUGGUCACACCAGCAGCAGCACAGUUUAAACGGCCAUCAUUGCCGCAAAGAGUGUCACGUCUGACACCAUCGCGAUUCAACAAUCGUCCAUCAACACAGACCGAUGGUCGCGCAGGCGUACACGGCACACAUCAACAUCUACGGAAAUUAACGGUACAACGGUUCGACGCUAAAAUGAAAUUGCGUAAAUUGCGUGUGCGCAUUAAUCGUUCCACCGUUGCAGCAUAUUUCAAAAAUUUGAAUUUAAAGGUUAAAGAGCAAGUUGUUGAGAAUCCGGUUAUCUCAACUUCGCAUUCAGUGACUGACAUUAUAUUGUCAGAAAGCGAAGCCAAAGCUACAGAGCCUUCGCAAAAACGUAGCUCUCAAAAGGAUCAACAUGCUCCAGCUAAGAAACGCAUAGUCAGCCAGCCUACAACAGCAACAACCCCAUUACAAUUGCCUACACUAACGGCGCGCCCAAAUGUUAUUUCUGCGGCAGAGAACAACGAUGCGUUGAAAUCUUCACCUGCAACUAUGCCAGCAUUAACGAAGGUGCCGCCCAGCGUGGAGCAAAAAUCUCCAACAAAAUCUCAAGAAAACACAGAUGCUUCCCAAACUGAGACAGCAGAUCAGCAAUUUGGCAGCACAGAAGAGUUAUCUCUGUUAACUCCAAUGAAAUGUGUCACAGUACCACAAUCGACGAACAACAGUUCACGUUCACAGCAACAACAACAGCAACCAAUUGCUUCAACAGGCGCUGAAGUUAUGCGUGAGAAACGCUCAAGCACGGCAAGUAGUUCUGACGCCAGCGUCACACAACGAUCGCAAUCGACUGGCAAGCAAACCAACAGCAGCAGCAGCUCCACAAUCACCGCCGCUAGCACUGCAAGUAUUGCUAACGAUACACAAUUACCAUUCACACCGGUAGUGCCUAAAGAAGAGGUAGUGGAUGAGCACACAACGCCCGCACAACAAGCAGCUGCUGGUAUUACGUCGGGCGCAAGCGCAGACAACGCCCCUACCACGAAUUCCUUAGCUUCGCGUACACUUGCUAUAGCAGCCGCCACCACUUCGGCACUCAAUCAAACGCCUACAAAUGAUCCAAGCGGUUAUUAUGGACUGACGCCGACACAGUUGGAUUCAAAUGGCACGCGUCUGUAUUCCUUCCUGCAUCCAGCUAAGUACAAUCGUAAUCACGGCUGCGUAUUGCUCGACUACUGUUGUCCAAAUCUGGACGGCCCAAUGCCUGCUAUUGAUCCGACACGUAUACACGCGCAAGUGCAAGCCGGCGUACGCGAACUGCCCGCGUACAUAGUGAUGUCAACGAAACUUAUAACACGCGCCGAUUUGGAGGCCAACAAGAAUGUUAUACCGGCUUCCAUCCGACAAAAGGUGGAAAAAAUCACUGCUGAUGCUACGAAUAUACCGACAAAUCAAACGUCUGUGCCGACGAUAGCAAAUGGUGCACCGAAUACAGCUGUAGCAAACGUAACACCGGUGGCACCACCUGUGCCCGUCAGCAAGCCCACAACAUCAACAACUGCACUAACGCCAACCAUAACGGCAUUGCAAAAACAUUUGCCCUCAACCACGGUCAUUACACCGAAAUUGAUGCCAUCGACAUCUACACCCACAAUGGCCACACUAGCAACAUCUCAAUUACCGACGGUAUCGGAUUAUCAGCGUUCUUUGUUGCGCACCAGCAUACGUCAGUUCGAUGCACGUCUCAAAAAAUACUAUUAUCGCAUUGCAAUGCUUUCGUUUUCCGAACGACAGACGAUUAUUGACAGCAUGAUCAACUCAACAACGCUGACACCCAAAGAUGUCGACUGUGCUGUGCGUUUGAUUGACGAGUAUGCUGCACAAAUCGCGGCAACUACUAGUCCGACCAAUGUAACUUCGCCAGCAAUACAAUCAGUAUCAAAAGCUAUAACAACACAAACCACCAACACUGUGGUGCGCACCACAACAAUACAGCAACAGUCACAGAAAUCGAAUUUGCAAAGUUCUAAAACUCAAGUUGCCGUCUUAGAUAAGGACAAUAGUUUAUUGGGUUAUCAGCUGGCAGCUUCACCAAUGCCGAUGAACAAAUCAUCAAUAUCUACAAGGUCCAGUAUAAUGUCGACGUCGAUAACAGGCAGCAUGAACACAUCGUUGCCAACUGUUACGACCACGUCGAGCAUUGUUUUACCCACACUGAAGGCUACACAGGCCUCACCAAGAAUUUUUUACACCAAACCUCCAAUGCAGACGUCUACACCGAUUGCAACAACUACUAGUAACGCUAACACACCGCUUAACGAUGGUAAAACCACAUCGCUGAGAAGUACACCACGAAUGGGGCGAGAGUUGACAAUACGUCAGAUUCCACAAAAACUAAAUUCAGUGCCGGUGUCGUCCUCAACGGCAUCCGGAACUCUACCAACACGCCGUUUACCAACAUUGACACGUAAUCCACAUCUGACAGCAGGCAGUUCGGCAGAAAAGAGCAUUUCCGAAACGAUUACAACGCGUUCGGCUGUCACCAUUUCAACUGCACCGAAGCGCAUGACACGCGCCACCGCAGCGGCCAAAGUGGUUGUGAUAACACAGAAUACUGAUGGCAAUGGUGCGCCGCAAGAUGAAUGUAUACUGCCGGACGGGCAUGAAAAUACUGAAAUUAAACGUGAGAAGGUCGAUGAUGAUUUCGUUGGUGGUAAUUAAAUAUAAUACAACAUAUAUUUUUAUCAUUUUUUAUAAUAAAAAUAUAAAAAUAGUAAUAACAAUGGAAAAACAACAACUAUUUAUAAGAUCAAUACAAUAUGACAACUACUUACCCAAUAGAAUGUUGGAAUGUUGUACGGGGAGUAGCGUAAAAUUGUUUUGCUAGAUUAAGUUUUACUAUAAUGACUUCAGUCCUUUAUAAGUUUCUCUCAAUUGCAUAAAUGUUUGCGAUUUUUUUGCAAAAUGGUGUUUAACAUUUUUUCUCAUUACUCUUCAUUUAAUUUGCAAACAAAUACAUACUAAAUAUGUAAACAUUAUUUCAUAUUUUAAUGUAUACAGAAUUUUAGUAAGAGCGGCUAAAUUUCUCACAAUAAGGACUAAAUCAAGCACCCAUGUUCAUCGAAUUCGCCUACAACUAUAUUAUACUGCAAUGUAUGACGUAACAUUUUAUUUACCAAUAAAUAUAUUUGUAUAUAUAGUAAUUUAUUGAAAUUACUAUUUUUCUAUUCUUGUCACAGCUAUGUAAGUCAAGAAGUGUAAAAAUAUGCUAUAAGAGUUAUUAAAUUUGAAAAAUGUGAGACCCAGCUACUCUAUUAUAAUAAAUGCAUACAUACAUAUAAAAUA